CAAAUAACUGAUGCUCACAAGAAAAUUAAACAAGACAGGUCUUAUCCAUGUUCAGGAGGCCUCAAUGACCGGGACUCUCAAGGAAGCUACGAGGCGCCCUUCAAAACCCUAAUUUUAGACAUGCUCUAUUGUGUCACGUUGGGUUCUGUAGAGACCCUGCACAGUGCGAGAAUCGCACACUGGGCCUUCUUUUCUCUGUUGCGGCGUGUAUUUUUCGAGCUUCCAGCUAAUAUUCUGCAAUAUCGUGGGGAAAAGAAGGAAGGCAGUGUUUCACAAGGGCGUGGAGAAACAUCGCUCCAUUGGCGAUCUCUUGAUCACACGGGAGCCUCGGAGGCCCCAUCUGUUCCUUUUUUGACGAAACUUUCUCGGAGCUCUCAAAAUUGGGUCCGCUUAACUGGAUCCCUUCCACCUAAUCUCUAAUUAUGGCUAUCUCGUUGCGACAGAAUCAAUUUUUAUUCAAGUGAACCUGGAGACCACUUUUGGGGUAAAUUGAAAACAAUGUACUUCGUGGGGAAUGGGAUUACAAAGGGCGCCCUGGAUCUUGGCAUAAUUUGCUAUGUCAAGCCUCCUCGGCGGCUAAAAUUGGUGCCGAUCUUAAUUGCCCUGGCGGUGUGCUCUUUCAGUCUCCAUCGUUGUGUUGUGCGGAUUGGAAAAAAAGUUAUUCGAAGAAGUGGACUGUGGACAUGUCGAGGACAGAGAAAUAGAGGGAAGAAGGAGCGAGGGAGGGAGGAGACCUGCCUCUUACUCUUCCCUCUUCCAGGAAGCACACACGCACACACAUACACCGGCAAGCACUCCAUUGAGGCCUGGCCUUGCAAUUAUGGGUAGGCAGCGAGGGCUGGGCUUCAGCAUUAUGUGCAGUAUUUCUUUUUCUUCUGUUCUCGUUUCUGUUCUUCCUCGUCAUCAUUAUCAGAGGGUUCAGCUUGUGAUGCCCCAUAUUCUUGUGAUGACCGUAUGCAAGUUGAAUCGAACACAAUUA
This is a messenger RNA of Physcomitrium patens, 979 nucleotides long. Lineage: Eukaryota; Viridiplantae; Streptophyta; Bryopsida; Funariales; Funariaceae. The record is from RefSeq and is a predicted model, not a curated record.